Molecule: messenger RNA, 5534 nt
Organism: Zootoca vivipara (common lizard)
Lineage: Eukaryota; Metazoa; Chordata; Lepidosauria; Squamata; Lacertidae
Product: cystathionine beta-synthase-like protein
Cellular component (GO): cytoplasm
Molecular function (GO): cystathionine beta-synthase activity
Source: RefSeq, a predicted model, not a curated record
UGAUGGGUUUUAAUUUCUUCUUCCUUCCUUUAGUGAAGGUUGCUUCUGAACAAACUUUAUUUCUGUAAUUUUUCUUGGUUGGGGGCCAGCCUUCCCUUGCUAUCUCUCCAAAAAAACAGCAAAACCCCAUUAGGCAAUGGAGAGAAAAAUGCUUACUAGGACAGAGGCAAUAAUAUAUAAUCUAUGUUGUUGUUGUUGUUGUUUAGUCGUGUCUUACUCUUUGUGAUCCCAUGGACCAGAGCACGCCAGGCACUCCUGUCUUCCACUUCCUCUCGCAGUUUGGUCAAACUCAUGUUGGUAGCUUUGCAAACACUGUCCAACCAUCUCAUCCUCUGUCGUCCCCUUCUCCUUCUACCCUCAGUCUUUCCCAACAUAUACUUCUCAUGAAAUCCUUUACCUAGGCUGCGUACAUAACCAUGUAUUUAAAGCACACAUGCACAGUCAUGGGAACUGUAGUUUACCCUUCAAAGAGCUACAGUUUCCAAUAUUUUUUGGGGUGUGUGUGUGUGAUUUAAUGUAUACUUUACACAUGGGCGUAGCCAGGAUUUUUGUUGGGGGAGGGGCAGGCAUUUUGUUAGGGGAGGCAGAACCUCAGCUAUGUAUUUUUAUUGAUUUAGUUAGUGGGGGCAGCUGCCUCUCCCUGCCUCCUUUUGGCUAAGCCCAUGUGUACGCAACUUGUUUCAGUUAUUAAUGCAAAAUCAGUCUGUUUCAGUUAUUAAAGCAAAAACAAACCACAAAAAAAUUGGGCAAGGACUAUUAUAAUUUGUGUCCUGUUUCUGGGCUUGAUGGAUCAUUGUGUGGGAUAGGCCUUUGGUCUGCUCCAGCAGGCCUCUUUUUAUGUAUUCUAGAAAUAGAUUUCUUAGGGUGGUACUGACAAUGUGACCCUAAGCAAUUUUGCUCUGAAAUGAGCUGCACUGAAUUCUGUUGAACUUACUCCCAGGUAGGUGAACGUAAAAUGUUCCUAGAGCUGUUUGCACUCCCUACCAGGUGCAGAUGUUAUGAGUUUUAAAAUGCUGUUGCAACAUUCAUAUUGCAGGCCUCCUUAAGCAAAACCCAAUUCCAGCCUUAUAAGUGAAAAUGUGAUUAAUCUGAAAUGCAUCAUUUAGAUAAAGAACAUUAACGCUGGAUAGAGAAUGAGUGUACUGUAGUUCUCAGUUCAGUUCUACAUUUUGGCCACUAUGUAGGAAAUGCCAAGCUGAACUUAACUCAAAAGUAUAUGACUCAUUUGAAUCUACUUCCUGCCGAAAUGCUUGCUGUUCAUGCAUGGACAUUAGAAACAGGAUCUGCCUUGGUUGGGCAUCUUGUGCAAACUCAAGUUACAAAUGCCUUUUGCAGAUACGAUGGUUGGAGAGCUUUUCUGAAAGAGUUCAGAGGUCAAAAGAUACUGGAUAUGGUUCCAGUCUGGCAAAAUUCCAGAAAUUUCUAUGGUUUCCUUUUUUCUUAAAGGGAACACUGUUCCUAGUGUUUUUUCCCCAUUAUGGCUGCAAAUUCAUGGUAUGAGACUGAAUGCUUUACCUUUUGUUGCCGGUAUACCCUUUUUGCCCAGGUGAAGCAGUGAUCUUAGAUACUGCAUGUGCUUCCCUCUUGAUUAGACCAGGUUCUUUUUGUUGAAAAGGGGCAGGCAUAUCUAGAAGCAAUUUUACAAGAAAAGGUACACGAUGUUCCUCAGGGUCCUUUCCAACUAUACAAUUCUAUGAAGAUAAAACAGCAGAUGUCCCUGAGGCUUGAAAUUCUGUCACUGAUUUACAGAGCAUUUGUACUUGGCAGUAAGUCCCACUAUGUUCUAUAGGGGUUGUACCCAUAUAAGUGUGCCUUGAAAAUCAUUUGUAUUCAGUUGCUGUAAGUGUGGGUAAGCAAAAAUUUAUGUGGAAGGGAAAACAUUUUUAAAGUUCCACACUGCUUUAGAAGUAAAACAGUGAACACUGCUUUUCCUAUACAGUACCUGGUUUGUUCUUCUGAAGUUUUAUUCGGUUAAAAAGAUGCACUAUCUGAGAUAGUGUUUACUCUUGCUAAUUAUUAAGUUGUUGACGUAAUGUAGGCAGAUUGUAUAUAACUCUCACAUGGAUCUUUGAAGAUGCAGUUUGGUGAGCAUGUGCCUCAGGGAAUGACAAAAUGAGCGUUCUUGACACACCCUCCUCAACUGCAUCAUUGGAAAUGUGCUAAAGACUGAAACUGAAGCUUUGUUCACACCUUCAUAAUCACGCAUUCGUUGAACACGUGGAGGGGAAGUGGGAUCAUCAUGCUUGCUAGCUUUGCCACUGGCUGUGCUGAAGGUCACAAUGCCAUCGUUUCCCACAGAAGCCGGGAUGGACACCUUGGCUUGCUCUCACUUCUCAGCCAGCUGCACACCCAAUGGAAUUCCGGAGAAGGAGCCUUGCAACUCGCCAGAGAAGGAGAGGAAGUGGAUCAGGCCUGACAUUCCAAGCAAGUGUACCUGGGAGCUUGGGAAAUCUCCUUCUGAGUCGCCCCAUCGCCAUGUUGCAAGAUCCGAGACUCCAAAAAUUAUGCCCGACAUCCUCAAGAAGAUCGGUGAUACUCCCUUGGUCCGAAUCAACAAAAUUGGGAAGCUCUUUGGACUUAAAUGUGAGCUCUUGGCAAAAUGUGAGUUUUUCAAUGCUGGAGGGAGUGUGAAAGACCGAAUCAGCCUAAGGAUGGUGGAAGAUGCUGAAAGGGAUGGGAUUCUGAAACCUGGAGAUACCAUUAUCGAACCAACAUCAGGAAACACAGGGAUCGGACUGGCUUUGGCAGCUGCAGUGAAAGGCUACCGCUGUAUCAUCGUCAUGCCAGAGAAAAUGAGCAUGGAGAAGGUGGAUGUUCUGCGAGCUCUUGGGGCAGAAAUUGUGAGGACUCCAACUACUGCUAGAUUUGACUCUCCAGAAUCUCAUGUCGGCGUGGCGUGGAGACUGAAAAAUGAAAUCCCCAAUUCCCACAUAUUGGAUCAGUACCGCAAUGCUAGCAACCCCCUGGCCCAUUACGAUUCCACGGCUGAGGAGAUCCUGCAGCAGUGUGAUGGUAAUGUAGACAUGAUUGUAGCUGGAGCGGGUACGGGAGGCACCAUCACUGGCAUUGCCCGAAAACUGAAGGAGAAAUGCCCUGAAUGCAAAAUUAUAGGUGUUGACCCCGAAGGAUCCAUUCUUGCAGAGCCUGAAGGACUAAAUAAUACAGACAGUACAACUUAUGAAGUGGAAGGGAUUGGAUACGACUUCAUCCCUACUGUUCUGGACAGCUCACUGGUGGACAAAUGGUACAAGUGUAAUGAUGAAGAAUCUUUUGCCUGUGCGCGCAUGUUAAUCAGAGAUGAAGGGUUGCUGUGUGGUGGCAGCUCAGGCAGUGCUAUGUCUGUUGCCGUCAAGGCUGCCAAAGAGCUGAAAGAAGGCCAGCGCUGUGUCGUCAUCCUUCCGGAUUCUGUCAGGAACUACAUGUCCAAGUUUUUGAAUGACAAAUGGAUGACCCAAAAAGGCUUCAUGAAAGAAGAAGAUGACAUUAUUAACAAGCCCUGGUGGUGGCACUUGAAAGUUCAGGAAUUGUGUCUCUCUGCUCCCCUGACAGUAUUACCAAGCGUUACCUGUGAAAAGACCAUUGAAAUACUCAGAGAAAAGGGAUUUGACCAAGUACCUGUUGUUGAUGAAUCUGGAUUGAUUUUGGGAAUGGUUACCCUCGGCAACAUGCUUUCUUCACUGCUUGCUGGUAAAGUGCAGCCAUCAGACCAAGUCAGCAAAGUAAUCUACAAGCAGUUCAAAAAGCUAUCAAUUGAAUCAUCGUGCAAAAUAUAUAACCUGAUUCGUCUGCAGGACAACUUGGGGAAGCUCUCCCAUAUUUUGGAAAUUGAUCAUUUUGCUCUGGUGGUGCACGAACAGAUUCAGUGGCACAUGAAGGAGCCACAGGAUUUUCUCCACACAUAUGAGGAUCACAGCAAUGGCCAAUCCAGCAAAAAGCAAAUGGUCUUUGGUGUCGUCACAGCAAUCGACUUACUCAACUUUGUGACUGCCCAGGAACGACGAAGAAAGGCAACCUAAUUUCAAGAAGCACCAUUGGUGGCAGCUGCUUCAGUAGCUUUUAGGGUUUUAAGUAUCUUUUUCUUCUUCUUCCUGUUUUUGUUAAGACAAAUCUAACCAAAUAAACCAAGCAUCAUUAGUGGAACCACUAAUGCAGUCAUAACUUCCAGUAUGUUAAGGAGCACACUGAAAAAGUAAUCCAAUCUGAAUUUAUAGUAGUCAUCAGGAUCGCUGCUGUUCAGUGAGAGGCUGUCUCCUCCACAAAGAUUGGUUCUCUUUUGCUAUGAUACAGCUGAGCUGGAGAACCCAGAACUGAGGAACUAGCAAUAAUGGCUGGGGUGACCAAAACCGUUAAUGACUCUGAUAGUGGCCACAUGGGGUUCUCCCCAAAGCACACCGUUCCUGCUUUCAUGAGUGCAAUGUACCUUCAAACUCUUCCUCAAUAGUGUUGCAGGCUUGGGAGGCCUAGGUUCAACCUUAGGCAUCUUAUUCACAUUACAACCUGCUAGGUGCCGAGGCUCCUGUCUUCUGUACUGAAAACACACAAAAUAACAUCCAGGCCUUCAGUUCUCCCUUACUAGAUGUUUGAUAUCCUCUUCAACACUGCUUUUUCACUUGUAAGUGGGUACAAUGUUUUUUCAGCCACACUGCAGAUUAUCUCCUUGUCUUGCCAAUUUACAGUCUGGAUUAUUGUCUGCACGUUGCUGGUAAGGUAAACAGAUGUACAGCAGCAACAUCAAAGAACUCUAAAUUCUCCAUUGACUCUGCCAGGUGUAAUAUGGAGAGUUUUUAUUUCCAUUAACCUAACCUUGGCCAAUUUGGUUAAUAGACUAUUGAACACCAAAAAUAUUCAGGAAUUUCCACCCUGUGUAGGCCAAAGAAAGUUUAACAAAUGCCCUAAUCUUUCAUGGAAUGUCUUAAUGAUGAUUCUUAGCUAGAAGUAUGUCUACAUUUGUUAUAUUGUGUUGCUUUACGCCAGCUUCCGUUCUACUUUGCACAUGAGUAAGCUAAUGUUGUGUUAUGUUUGGUUUGGGGUGUUUCAUGUCACACCCCUUAGUCUUUAUGGGGGAUACUGGAAACACAUUUGGCUCUUCAUUUACUCAGGUGAAUUUGUUUAAUUGAAUUGAUGUCAUUUUCCCUUCUGCGACUUCCACUAAUUUUCACCGGAAAUUUUUAAGAAGCAUGAUACCGAUACUGUGAUUUGUUUUGUUUUGUUUUUGCAGUUCUAUCUAUACUUGUGUUUUAUGUCAGAAAACCCUCUUGUUGCAAUCAAACAUUCAGUGAAGUGUGCAUAAGAACAUUGGUUCCAUGUAGAAAACUCGGAUUUAUAUAUAAAACUUACCCCUAGAUGCUUUCUUAGUGUAAAUUCAGUUUGGUCCUGUUUAUAGCAGAUGAAAUACCCGUUGUCCAUUAUUUUGUUCAGUAUUGUAAUCAGCAUGCAUUAGCAUUUCAGCAUUAUAAAAAAAGCAAAUCCAUAUGUUUCUAAAAGUUUUGUUCCAAAAAAGCUAAAUAAAAAUGAUUUCAUUUCUGACAAACUAA